Nilaparvata lugens (brown planthopper) is the source of this 764-nucleotide messenger RNA. RefSeq names its product pupal cuticle protein C1B. Lineage: Eukaryota; Metazoa; Arthropoda; Insecta; Hemiptera; Delphacidae. The transcript has 2 exons. The annotation marks the transcript as partial. The record is from RefSeq and is a predicted model, not a curated record.
UUGCCUAGAGGGAGAAAGUGCCCUCUUGCGCACUCACUCACACUCAUGUAACUACAAUGGUUUAGGCGUACUCUCCUGCAAUUGCAUUUAUGUAUAUAUAACAGAGCGUCCCCUCGGUACAGACACAACAGUCAACGAUAACGUGGACUAGAGUACAAACACCAAUCGCAAUGGCCUGCAAAUACAUCGUGUUCACCACCCUGCUGGCUUUCGCCAACGCUGGAUUCCCAGUUGCCCCAGUGGCCCCAGCCUACCCAGCAUACGCCGCCCCCGCUUAUGCUGCCCCCGCAUACGCCGCCCCCGUUGUGGCCAAGGCUGUGCCAGCAGCAGUCACCUCCCAGUCGGCCAACAUCCUGAGGAGCUACGGCAACCUGGGACAGGUGUCCACCUACACCAAGACCAUCGACACCCCCUACUCCAGCGUCAGCAAGUCUGAUGUCCGCGUCAGCAACCCCGGAUACGCCACCUACGCCGCCCCCGCCUACCACGCACCUGCUGCCUACGCCGCCCCCGCAUACACUGCCCCUGUCGCCUACAAGGCCCCAGUAGCCGUCGCCGCCCCCGCUUACGCCGCUCCCGUCGCCUACAAGGCCCCAGUAGCCGUCGCCGCCCCCGCUUACGCCACUCCCGUCGCCUACAAGGCCCCAGUUGUUGCCGCCCCCGCAUACGCCGCCCCCGCCUACCACGCACCCGCUGCCUACGCCGCCCCCGUCGCUAAGGUCGCCACCCCCGCUCUUCUUGGAGUCGCCUACUCUGCCGCCCCC